AUGUGGAAAGCAGGUUCUCGAAAACGACAACUUGGUCAUAACCCAGCCGCGCACCACACUACCAAACCGAGUAGGGAUCGACGUCGCGAUGACGAUGGAACAAUCCUGGAUGCUCCGUCACUAAAGAGAGUGGAUACCUCAGUGGACUCCGAUCUUGGUUCAUUACGGGACGCUGUGAAAAUGCUGGUAAAUUCUCGCGAAAACGCGAACAGGAUCCAGACGACCUCUGGGGAAUCUGUAAUCGGCGAAGACAUGAGUGAAAACGUUGGCCUUUCGACAACAGAUACGGGUUUUCUCGUAGAGAAGGCCGAGGAAGCAGCCAAUGAAAUGCAAAAAGACGAUUUACGGCAGAAUUCGAAUGAGACCAUAACUACUGAAAUUGAAUAUAAGAGAGAGCCUCCUGAGAUGGCCAAAAGGGGUCAAACUUCCAGUAAAAAAUUUCGAGGGGAUACAAGAUCGAUCAAGAAGCCAUUGGCUGGAAGCAAAGAGAUUCCGCUGGAGAAGUCUGACUUGAAUAUGGCAACAUGCAAAACGCAGUUGUCAGCGAAAACAACGACUUCACUGAAGUCAUCCACAGCUGCCAAACGAAAAAAGAAGGGGAAGACAACUAGUAGCGAAAUUAUCGCCUGUUCGUCUUCCAAGGUCACACCGAGCAACUCACGCGAGGCUUCCUUCCAAGAUGAGCCGAAGCGUAAAGAAGACCGACCGCUCUCCCUCAAGCGGCGCUGA
Messenger RNA from Cooperia oncophora, 729 nucleotides. The record is from the annotation of a GenBank genome assembly. NCBI's taxonomy places the organism in Eukaryota, Metazoa, Nematoda, Chromadorea, Rhabditida, Trichostrongylidae.